Molecule: messenger RNA, 1101 nt
Organism: Babesia microti strain RI
Lineage: Eukaryota; Apicomplexa; Aconoidasida; Piroplasmida; Babesiidae
Product: FAS-associated factor 2
Exons: 10
Coding region: 1-1101 (366 amino acids)
Molecular function (GO): ubiquitin binding
Source: RefSeq, a predicted model, not a curated record
AUGUCCAAGGAUGACCUUGUAGACCAGUUUUGUAGUAUAGUAAACACUUCCGAUGUUACAUUGGCCAGGAAUAUGCUUGAAUCGUCCAAUUGGGACUUAAACGAAGCCAUUUUCAAACAUUUCAAUGGGUGCAGUGUUUCAAUAUCACGAGGGAACCGAAUUUAUUCCUUACUUGCAUUGUUGAAAGAUUAUUAUAAAACAAUUUAUCGAUUUCUAACGUCUUGGCUUCCUUUUUUUAGUGAAACAUCAUUCGACAAAUAUUUUGUGUCUACUUAUGGGAAUACUAGUGUCCAUUUUUACAAGGGUAGCUUCAUAGAGGCCUCAGAGCAUGCUGCUACAGCUGCCAAACCAUUGAUUAUUUAUCUACACUAUGAGAAAUCGGAGAAUACGUAUGAAUUUUGUAAAGGUAUUUUAUGUAACAAACAAAUUGAAGAUAUUUUGUAUGGAGAAUAUGUGUUUUGGGCGCAAAAUGUAGAUUCCGCGGAAGGGAGGAGGGUUAGACGCUUAUGCGGUGCCAAUAAUUAUCCACAUAUUAGCAUAUUUGCAUUUGAAAAUAAUAAUCCAAUAAAGAUAGGUAGAAUUCAGGGUAAAAUCCCCCUAGAUUCAUUCGUCAAAUUCACAAAAACAGCACUUACCAAGGUAUAUGAGGGUGAAUUUGGCCAUGGAAAGUUAGUAAAAGAUCGCAUGCUCAGAGAGAAACAGGAUAUGGAAUUGGAGGAAGCAAUUAAACAAGAUUGUAAGAGAUUGAUUGAAAGAAAGAACAAAGAAUUGUUGCAAAUACAUGAAGAUAAGAUGAAUAAGGCAUUCGUUGAGACUUUCAAGUCACGUAUUGUACCUCAAUCUAACUCUGUCAAAAUAAAAGUACGUCUGCCUGAUGGAAGUAGCUUGCAGGAAAUUUUCUUUAAAACAGAUACCGUUGGUUAUCUCCAAGAGUGGUUAUCUGUGGCACAUCUGUUAUAUCCAGAAAUGGAAGGAAAGUGCCUACGUGAUUUCACUCUGCAACUGCCAUAUAGUGAGAAUAAGCAGUUUAAGCUGUUGAAUACACUGGAAGACGUUGGUUUGUCGCCAAAUGGCACGGUAGUAGUCAAGCUUAAUAAAUAA